AUCUACCAUCUUGCAGCAGCAGUUCAACCGGACAGGGAAGGUGGAGCAUGGCUCUGUGGCACUACCAGCUGUUAUGCGUUCAGGGUCCAGUGGCCCAGAGACUUUCAACAUUGGCAUCAUGCCUUCUCCUCAGCAACAAGUCACAAUUGGUCAGAUGCACAGAGGACAUAUGCCGCCGCUUACCUCAGCUCAGCAGGCCUUGAUGGGGACUAUUAAUACCAGUAUGCAUGCCGUUCAACAGGCACAAGCUGAUCUCAGUGAAGUUGAUAACCUGCCACCUCUAGGGCAGGACAUGGCAUCAAGAGUAUGGGUUCAGAACAAGGUUGAUGAAUCAAAACACGAAAUACACUCUCAGGUUGAUGCUAUCACUGCAGGAACUGCGUCUGUUGUUAACCUUACAGCAGGGGACCCAGUUGACACUGAUUACACUGCUGUGGGAUGUGCAAUUACAACCAUCUCUUCCAACCUCACUGAGAUGUCUAAAGGUGUGAAACUGCUUGCUGCUCUCAUGGAUGAUGAAAUUGGAAGUGGAGAAGACCUCCUGAAAGCUGCUCGAACACUGGCCAGUGCUGUCUCAGACUUGCUGAAGGCUGUGCAACCUACUUCAGGAGAGCCUCGACAGACAGUUUUGACUGCAGCUGGAAGCAUUGGGCAAGCAAGCGGGGAGCUACUGAGACAAAUUGGAGAGAAUGAAACAGAUGAAAGGUUCCAGGAUGUUCUCAUGAGUCUGGCCAAAGCUGUUGCAAACGCUGCUGCUAUGUUAGUGCUGAAGGCCAAGAAUGUAGCACAGGUUGCUGAGGAUACAGUCCUGCAGAAUCGGGUCAUCGCUGCUGCUACACAGUGUGCACUUUCUACUUCCCAGCUUGUGGCUUGUGCAAAGGUUGUGAGUCCUACCAUCAGCUCUCCAGUAUGUCAGGAACAGCUGAUUGAGGCAGGGAAACUGGUAGAUCGGUCAGUGGAGAACUGUGUGAGGGCCUGCCAGGCUGCCACAGAUGACACUGAGUUACUGAAGCAGGUCAGUGCAGCUGCCAGCAUUGUCAGCCAAGCCCUGAACGACCUCUUGCAGCAUGUCCGCCAGUUUGCGAGCCGGGGAGAGCCCAUUGGACGCUAUGACCAGGCUACAGAUACCAUCAUGUGUGUCACAGAGAGCAUUUUCAGUUCGAUGGGAGAUGCUGGUGAAAUGGUACGGCAGGCCAGGGUACUGGCUCAAGCCACUUCUGAUCUUGUCAAUGCCAUGAGGUCAGAUGCCGAAGCAGAAAUCGACAUGGACAACUCUAAGAAGCUUCUGGCUGCUGCAAAGCUCCUGGCAGAUUCUACAGCCCGCAUGGUUGAAGCUGCAAAGGGAGCUGCAGCCAAUCCUGAAAAUGAGGAUCAACAGCAACGUCUGAGAGAAGCAGCAGAGGGACUGCGGGUUGCUACAAAUGCUGCUGCACAGAAUGCCAUCAAGAAGAAAAUUGUUAACAGAUUAGAGAUUGCAGCUAAACAAGCCGCGGCUGCUGCUACUCAGACUAUUGCAGCUUCUCAGAAUGCAGCUGUUUCAAAUAAGAACACAGCAGCCCACCAGCAACUUGUGCAGAGCUGUAAGAAUAUUGCAGACCACAUUCCUCAGCUGGUGCAGGGUGUAAGAGGAAGUCAAGCUCAGGCAGAAGACCUCAGUGCCCAGCUUGCUCUAAUAAAUUCCAGCCAGAACUUCCUUCAGCCUGGAAGUAAAAUGGUGGCAUCUGCUAAAGCUGCAGUCCCCACGGUGACUGAUCAAGCAGCGGCAAUGCAGCUAAGUCAGUGUGCAAAGAACCUUGCUACCAGCUUAGCUGAGCUGCGAACCGCCUCCCAGAAGGCUCAUGAAGCAUGUGGCCCAAUGGAAAUCGAUUCUGCUUUGAACACAGUCCAGACACUCAAAAAUGAACUGCAAGAUGCGAAGAUGGCAGCUGUGGAUGGACAGUUAAAACCUCUCCCAGGAGAAACUCUUGAGAAAUGCACUCAGGACCUGGGAAGUACAUCCAAAGCAGUCGGCUCAUCAAUGGCUCAGUUGUUAACUUGUGCUGCUCAAGGCAACGAGCAUUACACAGGAGUUGCUGCCAGAGAAACUGCUCAGGCUUUGAAGACUUUGGCUCAGGCAGCACGAGGGGUUGCAGCAUCUACUACCGACCCUGUGGCAGCACAUGCAAUGUUGGAUUCAGCAAGGGAUGUCAUGGAAGGCUCUGCUAUGCUUAUUCAGGAGGCGAAGCAGGCCCUGGCUGCACCAGGGGAUGCAGACAGUCAGCAGAGAUUAGCCCAGGUGGCAAAAGCCGUGUCUCACUCCUUGAAUAACUGCGUGAAUUGUCUGCCUGGACAAAAGGAUGUGGAUGUGGCCUUGAAGAGUAUUGGGGAGUCUAGCAAGAAGCUCCUUGUUGAUUCGCUACCUCCAAGUUCUAAGUCAUUUCAAGAAGCUCAGAGUGAGCUGAACCAGGCAGCCGCAGACCUGAAUCAGUCAGCAGGAGAAGUUGUCCAUGCUACACGGGGCCAAAGUGGGGAACUGGCUGCAGCCUCUGGAAAAUUCAGUGAUGAUUUUGAUGAAUUUCUUGAUGCUGGUAUUGAAAUGGCUGGCCAAGCGCAAACUAAAGAGGACCAGAUUCAAGUAAUAGGUAACCUCAAGAGCAUCUCUAUGGCUUCCAGCAAGCUGUUACUAGCUGCCAAGUCUCUGUCUGUUGAUCCUGGGGCUCCUAAUGCCAAGAACCUCUUAGCAGCAGCAGCAAGAGCUGUGACUGAGAGUAUCAACCAGCUCAUCACGCUGUGCACCCAGCAAGCUCCCGGGCAGAAGGAAUGUGAUAAUGCACUCAGAGAACUGGAGACAGUUAAGGGAAUGCUGGAUAACCCCAAUGAACCUGUGAGCGAUCUCUCCUAUUUUGAUUGUAUUGAGGGCGUAAUGGAAAACUCAAAGGUUCUUGGAGAAUCAAUGGCGGGCAUUUCCCAGAAUGCAAAAACUGGGGAUCUCUUAGUCUUUGGAGAAUGUGUUGGAGUUGCAUCCAAGGCUCUUUGUGGCCUCACAGAGGCAGCAGCUCAGGCUGCUUACCUGGUUGGCAUCUCGGAUCCAAACAGUCAGGCUGGCCAGCAGGGUCUUGUUGACCCAAUUCAAUUUGCCAGAGCCAAUCAAGCAAUCCAGAUGGCUUGCCAGAAUUUGGUAGAUCCAGCAAGCAGCCCAUCACAGGUGUUAUCAGCUGCCACAAUUGUGGCCAAACAUACUUCUGCUUUGUGCAAUGCUUGCCGCAUUGCUUCCUCAAAGACAGCAAAUCCCGUUGCCAAGAGACACUUUGUGCAGUCUGCCAAGGAAGUUGCAAACAGCACUGCUAACCUGGUUAAAACUAUCAAGGCCCUGGAUGGUGAUUUCUCUGAAGAGAACCGCAACAAGUGCAGAAUUGCUACUGCACCUUUGAUAGAGGCUGUGGAAAAUCUGACAGCAUUUGCUUCAAAUCCAGAAUUUGUCAGCAUCCCUGCACAGAUCAGCACUGAGGGAUCACGAGCACAGGAACCAAUUCUAGUUUCUGCUAAAACAAUGUUGGAAAGCUCAUCUUUAUUGAUCAAAACUGCUCGUUCUCUGGCUAUAAAUCCAAAAGACCCUCCUACGUGGUCUGUACUUGCUGGGCAUUCCCAUACUGUCUCAGAUUCUAUCAAGAGUCUUAUCACCUCUAUCAGGGACAAGGCCCCAGGCCAGCGAGAAUGUGAUUUCUCCAUUGAUGGGAUCAACAGAUGCAUCAGAGACAUUGAGCAAGCCUCUCUUGCAGCCGUCAGUCAGAGUCUGGCCACCAGGGAUGACAUCUCAGUUGAGGCUCUACAGGAGCAGCUGACAUCGGUCGUCCAGGAAAUUGGUCACCUCAUUGAUCCCAUAGCCACUGCAGCUCGGGGAGAGGCAGCUCAGCUUGGGCACAAGGUAACACAGCUGGCAAGUUACUUUGAACCCUUGGUUUUAGCUGCAGUUGGCGUGGCAUCCAAAACACUAGAUCAUCAGCAACAGAUGACUGUUUUGGACCAGAGCAAAACACUAGCAGAAUCUGCCCUACAGAUGUUAUAUGCCGCCAAAGAAGGGGGAGGAAACCCCAAGGCAUCCCAUACUCAUGAUGCAAUCACUGAGGCCGCUCAGCUGAUGAAAGAGGCCGUGGAUGAUAUCAUGGUUACGUUAAACGAAGCUGCAAGUGAAGUAGGCAUGGUUGGAGGUAUGGUAGACUCAAUAGCAGAGGCAGUGAGCAAGCUGGAUGAAGGUACACCUCCAGAUCCCAAGGGAACAUUUGUUGAUUAUCAGACCACUGUGGUGAAAUAUUCUAAAGCCAUUGCUGUAACAGCACAAGAAAUGAUGACUAAGUCGGUUACUAACCCAGAAGAGUUGGGAGGACUUGCAUCACAAAUGACCAAUGACUAUGGGCAUUUGGCUCUCCAGGGCCGAAUGGCUGCAGCUACAGCAGAACCAGAGGAGAUAGGAUUCCAGAUCAGGACUAGGGUGCAAGAACUCGGCCAUGGUUGUAUCUUUCUUGUGCAAAAAGCUGGAGCUCUGCAGAUUUGCCCUACAGACAGCUACACCAAAAGGGAGUUGAUAGAAUGCGCUCGUGCUGUCACGGAAAAGGUCUCCUUAGUUUUGUCUGCCCUUCAAGCAGGAAACAAAGGCACGCAAGCCUGUAUUACUGCCGCUAGUGCCGUGUCUGGGAUUAUUGCAGAUCUAGACACAACUAUCAUGUUUGCUACUGCUGGAACCCUUAAUGCUGAGAACAAUGAAUCAUUUGCAGACCACAGGGAAAAUAUCCUGAAAACAGCAAAAGCUUUAGUUGAAGAUACAAAAUUGUUGGUUUCUGGUGCUGCCUCGAGUCAGGACAAACUGGCCCAAGCAGCUCAGUCAUCAGCGAACACCAUCACUCAGCUUGCUGAGGUAGUAAAAUUGGGAGCUGCUAGCUUGGGCUCCGGUGAUCCUGAAACACAGGUUGUCCUGAUCAAUGCUAUCAAGGAUGUUGCAAAGGCCCUUUCUGAUCUCAUUGGUGCUACCAAAGGAGCUGCCAGCAAACCAGCAGAUGAUCCAUCCAUGUACCAGCUGAAAGGCGCUGCCAAGGUGAUGGUAACAAAUGUCACAUCGCUUUUGAAGACUGUUAAAGCAGUAGAAGAUGAAGCUACUCGAGGGACAAGAGCUCUUGAGGCCACGAUUGAGUACAUCAAGCAGGAACUCACGGUGUUUCAGUCAAGCGAGGUUCCAGAAAAGACAUCAUCACCUGAAGAAUCAAUCCGGAUGACGAAAGGAAUCACCAUGGCAACUGCCAAAGCUGUUGCAGCUGGGAACUCAUGCAGACAGGAGGAUGUGAUUGCUACAGCAAAUCUGAGCCGCAAAGCAGUAGCUGACAUGCUAACAGCUUGUAAG
This is a messenger RNA of Leptosomus discolor (cuckoo roller), 5371 nucleotides long. NCBI's taxonomy places the organism in Eukaryota, Metazoa, Chordata, Aves, Leptosomiformes, Leptosomidae. The record is from RefSeq and is a predicted model, not a curated record.